CACCCGCACCACCUCCCGUCACCCCUGCCCAUCUCACUCUAUCCCCACCCUGGGCCUCAGGGCAGGUCGACAACCUGGGACACUUCACCGCAUUCCCAGGCCCGGGAGACCAGCUCCCAGCGCCGCGUUUCCCUGUGAUCCCGCAGCCGCUCAGCAGACUUGCCAUUCUUCCCUGCAUCAUCGGGCGUCUGGGAGGUACCCUAAGUUUCUUCUGAGCUCCUGCCUGAACACCACAACCAAGGGCUAUAUACAGCCCAGGCAAGGUCCCCCAGCCAGGAUGUCGGGCCUGGUAUUGGGACAGCGGGAUGAGCCUGCAGGGCACCGGCUCAGCCAGGAGGAGAUCCUGGGGAGCACUCGUCUGGUGAGCCAAGGGUUGGAGGCCCUCCACAGUGAACACCAGGCUGUGCUGCAAAGCCUCUCCCAAACCAUCGAGUGUCUGCAGCAGGGAGGCCAUGAAGAAGGGCUGGUUCAUGAGAAGGCCCGGCAGCUGCGCCGUUCCAUGGAAAACAUCGAGCUGGGGCUGAGUGAGGCCCAGGUGAUGCUGGCUUUGGCCAACCACCUGAGCACAGUGGAGUCGGAGAAACAGAAGCUGCGGGCUCAGGUCCGGCGGCUGUGCCAGGAGAACCAGUGGCUCCGGGACGAGCUAGCAGGCACCCAGCAGCGGCUGCAGCGCAGCGAACAGGCCGUGGCUCAGCUGGAGGAGGAAAAGAAGCACCUAGAGUUCCUGGGACAGCUGCGUCAGUAUGACGAGGAUGGGCACACCGCGGAGGAGAAGGAAGGUGAUGCCUCCAAGGAUUCCCUGGAUGACCUCUUCCCCAAUGAGGAGGAAGAGGACCCCAGCAAUGGCUUGUCCCGUGGCCCUGGUGCCCAGCACAGUGGCUAUGAGAUCCCAGCGAGGUUGCGGACGCUGCACAACUUGGUGAUCCAGUAUGCAGCCCAGGGUCGCUAUGAGGUAGCUGUGCCACUCUGCAAGCAGGCACUGGAGGACCUGGAGCGCACGUCUGGCCGCGGCCACCCCGACGUGGCCACUAUGCUCAACAUCCUGGCUCUGGUGUAUCGGGACCAGAAUAAGUAUAAGGAAGCUGCCCUCCUGCUGAAUGAUGCCCUCAGCAUCCGGGAGAGCACCUUGGGCCGGGACCACCCUGCUGUGGCUGCCACACUCAAUAAUCUGGCUGUGCUCUAUGGCAAGAGGGGCAAAUACAAGGAGGCGGAGCCGCUGUGCCAGCGGGCCCUGGAGAUUCGAGAAAAGGUCCUGGGCACCAACCACCCAGAUGUGGCAAAGCAGCUGAACAACCUGGCCCUGUUGUGCCAAAACCAGGGCAAGUAUGAGGCUGUGGAGCGCUAUUACCGGCGGGCGCUGGCCAUCUAUGAGGGGCAGCUGGGGCCGGACAACCCUAAUGUAGCCCGGACCAAGAACAACCUGGCUUCCUGUUACCUGAAACAAGGGAAGUAUGCUGAGGCUGAGACACUCUACAAAGAGAUCCUGACCCGUGCUCAUGUGCAGGAGUUCGGGUCUGUGGAUGACGACCACAAGCCCAUCUGGAUGCAUGCAGAGGAGCGGGAGGAAAUGAGCAAAAGCCGGCACCGUGAGGGCAGCACGCCCUACGCCGAGUAUGGAGGCUGGUACAAGGCCUGCAAAGUGAGCAGCCCCACAGUAAACACGACCCUGAGAAACCUCGGAGCUCUGUACAGGCGCCAGGGAAAGCUGGAGGCAGCUGAGACCCUGGAGGAAUGUGCCCUGCGUUCCCGGAAACAGGGCACUGACCCUAUCAGCCAGACCAAGGUGGCUGAGCUGCUUGGGGAGGGUGACAGUGGAAGGACCUCCCAGGAGGGCCUUGGGGGCAGUGUGAAAUUCGAGGGAGGUGAAGAUGCCUCAGUGGCUGUGGAGUGGUCGGGGGAUGGCAGUGGGGCCCUGCAGAGGAGCGGCUCUCUGGGCAAGAUCCGAGAUGUGCUUCGUAGAAGCAGCGAACUCCUGGUGAGGAAGCUCCAGGGGACCGAGCCCCGGCCCUCCAGCGGCAACAUGAAGCGGGCGGCCUCCUUGAACUAUCUGAACCAACCCAGUGCAGCACCCCUCCAGGUCUCCCGAGGCCUCAGUGCCAGCAGUAUGGACCUCUCUUCAAGCAGCUGACAUUCAACCCACUCCCCCCCCAGGUCUGCUGGGUCCCCCACACAGCCCUCACAGCAUUCCCUAUUGCUCCUGGCUCUUCCAGCCCCAAGGUGGGACAGUGAAGGGGGAGCCGUUAACCAGAAGAUUGCUGCUGCCCUUAGGGUCUCAGCUCCCUCCUCAGGAAUCCCCCUCAGGAAGGACCCUCAGGACAUCCUCUCCCCACCCUGUGGUCCUCUAGAGUAGCUAGCUCUACUACUAGGGGACCCAGAGUGGGUAAGGAGCAGGUAUGCACCUCAGAGAUGCUGCCUGCUGCUGGCUUUUCUGUCAGAGGGUUUGGGUCUGGCCAGCCAACCUGCCUUGCCCUGGCCUCUCUUGUUCCCUCUGCUGCCUCACUUCAGGUCCAUGUAUUUCACUUUAUCUAAAUAAAAGAAUCAGGUAACCAUGCA
Kogia breviceps (pygmy sperm whale) is the source of this 2553-nucleotide messenger RNA. Lineage: Eukaryota; Metazoa; Chordata; Mammalia; Artiodactyla; Physeteridae. The record is from RefSeq and is a predicted model, not a curated record.